This is a messenger RNA of Bicyclus anynana (squinting bush brown), 1640 nucleotides long. RefSeq names its product cytochrome P450 4C1. NCBI's taxonomy places the organism in Eukaryota, Metazoa, Arthropoda, Insecta, Lepidoptera, Nymphalidae. The transcript is spliced from 9 exons. Gene Ontology annotation, molecular function: heme binding; iron ion binding; oxidoreductase activity, acting on paired donors, with incorporation or reduction of molecular oxygen. The coding region runs from base 89 to 1597 and encodes 502 amino acids. The record is from RefSeq and is a predicted model, not a curated record.
GUACAUGGGGUUAACUUUAUCUAUUUUAAUUUGAAAAAAUACUAUACUAAUCAUAUUUUUUUAAUAUCUGAAAUCGAAAAAGCCUAUAAUGUUGUUCGCCCUGCAGUGUUUGGUAAUAUUCUUGAUCUUCGUCUAUUGGAUUGGAACCAAAAAUAAGGAGUUCGAUAAGAUUCCCAGACCACCAGGAAUUUUCUUUCUUCACAAUACUUUAGAUUUUUUGGCGGACACAGUUACAUUAUUUUACCAUGUCAGGAUGUUAUCUAACAAAUACAAAAGACUGAUUGGAAUAAAAUUUGGUCCUGUAAAUGCUGUUUUUAUAACCUAUCCAGAAGAUAUAGAGAAAGUAAUUAACGGGAGCGCUGUUAGUGAGAAAGGACUUAUGUACGGCUUUGUAGAGCCUUGGCUAAAGCAGGGACUUCUUUUAAGCGAAGGUUCAAAAUGGCAUCAACGAAGAAAACUAUUGACACCCGCAUUUACCUUCUCUAUAAUGUCUAGUUUUAAAUCAGUGAUUAUGGAAAACUGCCAAAUAUUUUUGGAUAAACUUGAAAAAGAAGUGAGUGCAUCCAAAACAAAUAUAAUGCCGUACAUUGAGGAUUUUGUUAUAAACUCUAUAUGCGAAACUGCUAUGGGCACUAAAUUGGAUGAAGAAGACAGCAAUUUUGGUAAAAUGUAUAAAGAAGGAAUUUACAAACUGGGACAGUACGCCUUGUAUAGAGCACAAAGAGUGUGGUUCCACCCGACGUUCACAUUUAAAUUUACAGAAGUAGGAAAAAAGCAGGAAAAUAUUUUAAAAAUAAUGAAUUCUUUUCGAGAUAGAGUAAUACAAAAUCGGAGAAAUCUCUACAAUAAUAACAAGACCAACAUUGUUAACGAUUUCAAUGAUAAUGAAAAUGAUAUAGUACAGUUCAAUGGGAAAGUGAAAAUGCCUUUGUUAGAUUUACUGUUAGAAGCUGAGAAGGAUGGUGUCAUAGAUGAGAAAGGAAUUGCUGAGGAAGUGGAUACAUUCAUGUUAGGAGGCCAUGACACUACGGCUAAUACUAUACAGUUUACAAUGAUGCUAUUAGCUAAUCACCAAGACGCACAGGAAAUGGUAGUUAAUGAAUGCAACGACAUAUUUGGAUCUUCAGACCGUUCUGCUACGAUGGCAGAUUUAGCGCAAAUGAAAUACUUGGAAUGUUGCAUCAAAGAGUCUAUGAGGCUUUAUCCGCCUAUACCAAUUAUAAAUCGAAAAGUUCAACAAACUUUAACAAUAGGAAAGUACCAAAUCCCUGCGGGAACACAGUACGGUAUAAUGAUAUACGAUUUGCAUCGUCUCGGUGAACAGUUUGUCGAACCUCUGAAAUUCCGCCCCGAAAGAUUUCAGAUGGAACCAACAUGGCACCCCUACGCAUACUUACCGUUCAGUGCUGGACCCAGAAAUUGUAUGGGUCAAAAAUUUGCAAUGAUGGAACUGAAGCUAACUCUAUCAGCACUGUUGCGUCGCUACCGACUCCUGCCCGUCACCAAACCAGAAGACAUCAUCUUCCGUCUCGACUACGUUCUACGUGUUAAAGACCCAAUUUUCGUAAAACUAGAACUACGAAGUGAAGAUAAAUGAAAUUAAUAAAGAAAAGAGACAUUAACAUUUAAAAAUCGUAAAA